Adineta steineri is the source of this 363-nucleotide messenger RNA. The record is from the annotation of a GenBank genome assembly. NCBI's taxonomy places the organism in Eukaryota, Metazoa, Rotifera, Eurotatoria, Adinetida, Adinetidae.
AUGAUUACUACAGAUUCAAAUGAAAAGAUCAUGUUAAAUAUAUAUAAAAUUUGGAAUCGAUUAAAGAUUAUUCAAAAUAAAUCAAUUCGAGCAGCACUUAAUGUACCUCAUUUUACUUCAACUACAUAUAUACAUCAAAUAACCAACAUGCCACAUAUUCGUUCAUAUAUCACAGCUUUUACUGAAAGGGCACUCAUAAGAAGUCACCAAUUGGAAGAUACAGUAACAGAAAAAAAUUUAAUCUCUUCUAUCCUUGAAAAAGUUGUAACAUGGCUUUCCUCUAUUCCUUCAAAUUCUUCUAUCCCUGAUUUUGAUAAAUCAGAUAUUCAACUUCUGCAGUAUUUCCCUGAAACAUUUUGUUAA